AUGGCUUUGAAGCGCAUUAACAAGGAACUCAUCGACCUCGGACGUGACCCGCCUUCCUCUUGCUCUGCCGGCCCCAUCAACGAAAACCUCUUCCAAUGGCAGGCCACUAUCAUGGGUCCCGCUGACUCUCCCUACUCUGGAGGUGUCUUCUUCCUCUCUCUCACCUUCCCUACCGACUACCCCUUCAAGCCUCCUAAGGUGCAAUUCACCACCAAAAUCUACCACCCCAACAUCAACGCCAACGGUUCCAUCUGUUUGGACAUCUUGCGAGACCAAUGGAGUCCGGCCUUGACCAUCUCAAAGGUGUUGCUGUCUAUCUGCUCAAUGUUGACUGACCCCAACCCUGACGACCCCUUGGUUCCCGAGAUCGCCAACACCUACAAGACUGACAGGCCACGAUAUGAAGCCACAGCGAGGGAGUGGACAAGGAAAUACGCUACAUAA
Messenger RNA from Cryptococcus wingfieldii CBS 7118, 444 nucleotides. Its product is annotated as ubiquitin-conjugating enzyme E2-16 kDa. NCBI's taxonomy places the organism in Eukaryota, Fungi, Basidiomycota, Tremellomycetes, Tremellales, Cryptococcaceae. Gene Ontology annotation, cellular component: nucleus. Gene Ontology annotation, biological process: ubiquitin-dependent protein catabolic process; protein polyubiquitination. The transcript is spliced from 7 exons. Gene Ontology annotation, molecular function: ubiquitin conjugating enzyme activity. The record is from RefSeq and is a predicted model, not a curated record. The coding region runs from base 1 to 444 and encodes 147 amino acids.